Molecule: messenger RNA, 321 nt
Organism: Microthlaspi erraticum
Lineage: Eukaryota; Viridiplantae; Streptophyta; Magnoliopsida; Brassicales; Brassicaceae
Source: the annotation of a GenBank genome assembly
AUGUCUUGGAAUGUUCUUCCUGAGCGGUCUCCUAAUCGCCUUAAAGCUAGUCAAUGUUUCAUGACAGAGUACCGAGGAGAUAUAUACCUUGUGUACACGCAUGGCCUCGAGGAAAAACAGACUUUUCUUAAACUAGAUCUUGCAAACCGGAGAUGGACGGAGAAGAUAAGACUGGGUUUGACGUUUUACCUAGGCGUCCAAAGUGCUGUGACGUCGACGACGAAUAGAGAUUUAGUGGAAACCCCAAGGCUGAAUUUCUGGACUGAGUGUAAUGUCUGGAUAAAGCCACCCAUGAACGUCUCAGAUUUGUUCAAAUCUUGA